UUGGCUGAACUCCUUGUCUUUCCCCCUGGAACUAUUCUUCCUGUGAUUAUAGCCUCAUUUUUGGUUUGGAGCACCACUGUUUACCCAGUCACUCAGCCUAAAAUUCUGAGUAUCAUCCUUGGUCUUUCCUCCUUUUCAGUCUCUUUUACCUCAGUACGGCCCCCAUUUUGAGUGUCCUCAACUAUUUAGCCGCCCGCCCUUCCUUCCCCCCAUCUAAUUUCUUCCUGGUAAAGAGAAGGCAAGGGGCCUUUGGUCUCACCAGCUCUCUUUUCCUUUUCUCUCCUUGUAUCUCCCAACUUGUUGGGAAAUUUAUGGAAACAUAAUGCAAAUAUGUGAACAGGUUGCUUCCCUGUUGAGACAAUUAAAGCCUGGACCCUGUAUACAAGGCCCUUUAUGAUUUGGCCUCCACUCACCUCUCCAGCCUUGUAUCCUUUUUUUCAAAUUGAACAUGUGAUUGUUCACUUUAUUCUUUUAUGCAUAUGCAGUUGCUGGUGACUAGAAAUGCUCUUCUCUCUUCUUUAAAUGGCCAAGUACUACAACAACAUAAUGUGGCUGCUUCAUAAAAUAAUUGAUGGCAUUUGUGGCCGAGCUUAUCCUCUCUACCAGGAUUAUCACAGUGUUUGGGAUUCGACAGAAUGGAAGAAUGUUCUAGAAGAUAUUACCAAAUUUUUCAAAGCUGUAGUUGGUAAAAAUUUACCUGAUGAAGAGAUAUUUCAGCAGUUGAAUCAGUUGAAUUCAUUUCAUCAAGAAGCUAUCAUGAAAUGCUUGAAAAGUAGGAAAGAUGAAAUCAAGAAGGCUCUGUUAGAAGAAAUAGUUGAUAUUUCUUCUGCACAGCUACAGGAUUUUGACUGGCAGUUAAAGCUUGCACUGUCUAGUGACAAGAUUGCUACGUUACAAAUGCCACUUUUAAACCUUACUCUAGACGUAAAAGAAAAUGGUGAAGUCAAACCAUAUUCUGUCGAAAUGAGUAAAGAAGAGCUGCAGAAUCUAAUAAAUUCCUUGGAAGCAGCUAAUAAGGUGGUCCUGCAGUUGAAAUAACUGGAAAUGAUGAAUACCAACACUAUCAGAUUUCACUGCUACACCUGAUAACGGCCGAGUGAAUACUGUGUGUUCAGAAAACCUGCAAUAUACGGACUCUUAUGCUGUGCUGAGAAAGCAACAGUGUUGAGAUUGCAAAGAUAAAAAUUUAUCAGCUUCCCUAAAGAACAGGAAAUGACAUGGUUGACUGGAAAUGCAUAAAAAUGAUAGAUGAGAAAGCUAUAAUAGCAGUUUAUAUUUUCGUAAUGGCUGUUUUGCCCCAUUUAUUAAAUAUUUGAGAAAUCUUUAUAGAUAUACAGUUUUAUUGAAAGUUGAAAAUAGGUUCUAAAGUAAUGUAAACAUACAAAGCACAAAUAUACUUGAAUGUUGCUUAAAGGAAUAUAUGAAUAGCAAGGAUGUGUAUUAUGGAUAUAUAUGAUUAAUUUGUAAUAUUUUAAAAAAUAACUUUUAAAGAAUGUAUAAGCUGCAUAUAUAACUCAGGAGAUUCCAUAUCUUUCUUAUAUUUCAAAGGAAAGAUUAUAAAAUGUAAAUUUCUUAGAGAAAGAAGCUCUUCUUCAGACAUGAACAAGAAAAAGUAAUUAAAAUUGUGUGAACAGUUUUGAGUUUAUGAAUUAUUAAAAUAUUACUAGAAUAGGAAAAAAUGAAAAUAACACUGUUACUUCUGCAUUUCUGUGUCUGAUUGGGAGGGUGUGCUGUGAUAAAGAGAAUAGAUGUCAUUGUAUAGUGUGUAUAUAACUAUUCAAAUAUUAGCUAAUACUAAAUAUAAGUGCAUUUUUGUUAUAAACCCUUAA
Messenger RNA from Lynx canadensis (Canada lynx), 1829 nucleotides. It is a transcript of the gene COMMD8, whose product is annotated as COMM domain containing 8. The record is from RefSeq and is a predicted model, not a curated record. NCBI's taxonomy places the organism in Eukaryota, Metazoa, Chordata, Mammalia, Carnivora, Felidae. The transcript is spliced from 5 exons. The coding region runs from base 523 to 1038 and encodes 171 amino acids.